Molecule: messenger RNA, 1530 nt
Organism: Arabidopsis lyrata subsp. lyrata
Lineage: Eukaryota; Viridiplantae; Streptophyta; Magnoliopsida; Brassicales; Brassicaceae
Product: GLABROUS1 enhancer-binding protein-like 3
Exons: 4
Coding region: 206-1309 (367 amino acids)
Biological process (GO): regulation of DNA-templated transcription
Cellular component (GO): nucleus
Source: RefSeq, a predicted model, not a curated record
GGAGAAAGGGUAUUUUAGUCAUCUUGCGUUUUGGACUCUCGGACUUCCUGCUGCUGGAGAAUAUAUCAAUAGUCGCCAAAGAAAAACAAAAGGAUUGUGCUUUGAUAGAGAGAGACUCAUUUCUCAUCUCAACAAAAACUAGGGUUUUUAGCUUUCUCAGAUUUGUUAUAACUUCACCAAGUUUUGACCUUUAACCACCGAUCCAAUGGUUGGUACGAAGAGACUUGUUGGUUCCAUCGAUGACUCCCUCACGAGGAACCGUGACGAUGAAGUUGAGGCGAUGUUCAGGAGGAGAAAGCAACUAAAGACAACGACGAAGACGACAACACCAUUGAGCUUGUCUUCUUCGAUGAACUGGUCUAAAAACGAUGAGCUUGUCAUUCUCGGGGGUAUUGUGGACUAUGAAAAUGAAACGAAAUUGAGCUAUAGAUCUGACUGGGAUGCCUUUUACCGUUAUAUCAAAGAUUCUGUAGAAGCAAAGUUUUCGAGAAAGCAGCUCAUUGAUAAGGUCAAGAGCUUGAAGAGAAAGUUUACAUACAAUCAGGGGAGAUCUAACGAUGGGGAAGAACUUUCUUUUACUAAUACUGAUGAUUAUGAAAUCUUCAAACUUUCAUUGAUCAUAUGGGCUGAGAAUGAAACAGAGAAUGUUUCUAAUGAGAAUAUGGACCAAGCCAAGGAUUUUCCUUCUGGGGAGAAAGAGGGUAGUGAUGUGCCUUGUGCAGAGCAAGAGCGGGUGAGUAUAGAGAUUGAUAAUGGUGAGAAAGAGAAAUUGGACCAAGCCAAGGAUGUGCUUUGUGAGGAGCAAGAGAAUAAGGAUGUGCCUUGUGAGGAGCAAGAGAAUAAGGAUGUGCCUUGUGAGGAGCAAGAGAAUAAGGAUGUGCCUUGUGAGGAGCAAGCGGAUAAGGAUGUGCCUAGUGUGGAGCAAGAGCGGGUGAGUAUCGAGAUUGAUAAUGGUGAGCAAGAGAUGAGUGAAGAAGAUGAUGUGGAUGAGUUAGGUGAUAUGGAGGACACACUUGACUCUGGGAUAUCGUUUCAUAGUUUAGAUUAUAGUGGUGAGAAAGAUAAGAGUGAAGAAGAUGGUGUGGUUGAGUUGGGUGUUCUGCAGGAGGUACUAAAGGCAGAUACAUUUUUUCAAAGUUUAGGUAGAUAUCAACAAAAAUUGCUGCUUCAGAAUUUGGAAAACAUUGGAGCUGAAAAAAGAAAAGAGUUAAUCGACGAAUGGAAGGCCUUGUUUGUUGAAGAGCUGCAAUUGAGUAUCAAGAAACUAACUUUCACCGCAAAGCUUGCAAACGGAGGAGUUUCUCCUUGAUUCAAGAAAGAAAAUUUCUGCUUUUGGAAUGAUUUCGAUGUUUUAGGUUCCUUGUAUUAUUGGUGCUUGUUUUGUCUUAUGGUGUAACUUGUUCUAUGUACUAUCCUUAUCGUUUCUUUCACUAUUGAACCACUCAAUCUUUGGUGCCGUAUUGAUAAGAAAAACAUGAUGUAUCUAUGAUCCGUUCUUGUUCUAGAUUAGAUAAGUAACAUUUUAGAGCA